AAAAUACGACAAUAAAAACGAGGAAGCGAAGCGCACAAAUUGCUCGUGUUGCAGCUGCGAUUAAAUUCAAAUAGAAAACUACACCUGUGCCGAUUAGUCAGAGUGUUCUUGAAGCACGCACCCUGUCACUGCUAUGCGAUCACCAUACCUGCAGAGCAAUCAUGCUGUCCAUUAUGCAAGGAUCUUUUCAGUGCCAACUUUACCAGACAUAGUUCUAAAGCGAUAGUUGUAUAGUUCCUGAUCGGCACGCUCUAAUUUCAGCUUUUCGGCAAAGCGCCUUUUUCAUGAAUCUACAAGGUGCGCAAACAUAGAUAAUCAUAAAUCUAGUAGAAAAAUAUUGUUCCGCGCACCCUAUUUUGCCAUCAAUGCGCCUCGAUCUAAUCCUUUUAGUGAAAUUAAGAAAAUGAAAACUAUGUUGAAAAUCGGAGACAGUACUAUCAGUAUCAUGGAGUAUCUGUUAUUUUUCCUAGUAUGAACACGAAGGGCCUGAUUAGCGACAUGUUUUACUUAAUUUAAAUUAAGGCUCAGUUAGUAGUUGCGUAUUUCUUCGAAAUUUCCUCGACCAUGAAAAAACAAGAACAAAUCAAAACAACACCUCCUAUGAUCUACUUACCUUAAUUUUGCAGACAUUUUCGGCGACCGCAGAGAAACACUGUAAGGACUGUGCUGAAUUUACAAAAAGAAUGCGACAAUCCUUGACAUCCGAUGGCGAUGGUGCUUCCCGCCGAUUCCGCCAACGCGCCAGAGGCCCAAUGACCGCGUUGUGGUGCAGCGGCCUGCUGCUCGGAUCCAUUCUCCUUUCAACACCAAGGGCAGUUGCGAGCGCGGCAAGCAACUUUGGUGCCGGGGCCGAACUCGAACAAGCGGACAGCACGCAAACAGGUGACGCCGAAUUCGAAGACGUAAUUUUCACGCCAAAAGCCACUGACAAGGAUGCGCCAGAAGACUGGAGCGUUGCAGCGAAGUUACCCCUGCAGCACUGCUUCUCGACCGCACCGGAGUGUUACCCCCGGGGAACGCUGUUGCUGAAGAAAAACGCAGCGCGCAUCGACGACGCGCAGAAGUUUGAGGAGAUGCGAGACAGCGACACGCUGAAAACUUUGCUGGAGGAGUGUGGCAAGUCGCCGAGCGGGUUCUACUCCGUCAAGCUGUGGAAGAAGGAGGACUCUUUUCUGCUCACCUCCAUUCCGUGCGCCAUCCUGAAAAUCGAGGACGCCCAUGACAGUCUGGAGGUGGCUCUCACCACCGGCGGCGAUACCCCAGCGAAACUGAAUGCUCCACUUCGAUCGCUAACGAUGAGCGAAUCACUUUGGUACUUACUACUUGCAUGUCACUCAAAUCCGUCUACGAUUACGGACUGAUAUUCUUGUUGUAUGUUCUCAGAUUUUCCAAUUUGAAUUUCCACAUGGUAUAAUGCGAGCGAGUUGUCUCCGGGCGUCCGUGCAAUUACUACUGAAGCGAUCGUACAUCAGAAGGAUCGAAGUCAGAGUGUCACUUCUCGUCUCUGGCAUAAGGCAAGUGUUGGGAAUCAAUUAUCGAGCACAAGCUGCCUGGGGCCUGAAUUUGUUCGAGCAUACAGCGGUAUAAGCUAAUAUAAAAUUUCAUCAUUUUCUCAUUGACGGCAAUCGAGGAGCACAUCAGACAUAGCCAGGCUUUGGCUCUCUUUACGUUUGCACUUGGUCAUAACUACGACAUGACCAGACUUUUAAUUCUUUUAGUUUCGAGAAAGCACCAGCACGCACCAUCGCUGCGACUGAAACUUGAUCAACAAAAAUCGCUUUCGACGGCACAGGUGCGACUAAACAAGGGCCAGCAGAGUCCGUCCCCAGUGAUCCCCCCAAAGCCAGUACCACGCGAGGGGCAAGAGCAAGAACCACAGGGCAUGAUGGGCUUUCUCCGGAAAUACUGGUGGGCGUUCCUCAUCCUCUUUCUCGUUUUGCAGCUCAUGGGGGCGCAGGAAGAAGGCAAGUGAUACUAACACUAACGUGGUGCACCUCAUGUCUGUCUCUGUUCUUCGCUGACUUAGCAGGACCUGUAGCCUGGAGGUCUGGUCGUUUCAUUUGACAAAAAAGAGAUCGUAAAUCGCAAUGUAUGAAUACGCAUUGAGAUGGACGUGAGCAUGAGUGCACUGAUUGUAACUGCUCGAAAAUAACUUCAACUCUCCCAAAAAGCACAAGGAAGUAUCAAAACGACCGCGACCGACCUCAAUGAGCGCCAGUGCGCGGAGAAGAUGAAUCCAAAAUAGCUGGAUAUAGACUUAAUGGUAUCUGCAACUGUAGACCGCAUAGGUAUACGUAAAUCUAAAUGACUACUACCACUACGUUUGUUGGCACCACGCUCGAUCAAUUAUCGCUCACGAUCGUGGUGUUCGCCCGCAUUCCUUCUGUUUGCUCCUUCGUCUGCCUGCAUGUUGCUGCACGAGGCUACUUUUUUUUGAGACCGAAGUUGGACAAAGAGGAAAACAUGUCGCCAGAAUCGCAAGGGCUGUAAACUGAAUACUCGCGAAGGAAAAAUGGAAAUGAGCGUAGGGUAUCUUCAAACUGAGAUGCAAUGGAAUGCUACUAUAUGGACAGCCAAUAUGGCGUUUUUUUCUGGCUGC
Amoebophrya sp. A120 is the source of this 2599-nucleotide messenger RNA. The record is from the annotation of a GenBank genome assembly. Lineage: Eukaryota; Dinophyceae; Syndiniales; Amoebophryaceae.